This is a messenger RNA of Mauremys mutica (yellowpond turtle), 3775 nucleotides long. RefSeq names its product CD248 molecule (gene CD248). Gene Ontology annotation, cellular component: external side of plasma membrane; extracellular matrix. Bases 40 to 2175 code for a protein of 711 amino acids. Gene Ontology annotation, biological process: cell migration. NCBI's taxonomy places the organism in Eukaryota, Metazoa, Chordata, Testudines, Geoemydidae. The transcript has a single exon. Gene Ontology annotation, molecular function: extracellular matrix binding; calcium ion binding; extracellular matrix protein binding. The record is from RefSeq and is a predicted model, not a curated record.
AGGCACAGAGCCGAGCAGGCAGCCGUGGGCGCCAGGACGAUGCUGCGUCUCUGGCUGCUCCUCACUGGGUUGGUGGGGCCGGCGCGGGGCGCCUGGCCAGGGCCCGAGGCUGCCUGGCCGGGGCCCGAGGCUGCCUGUGGUCCUGAGGGCUGCUACGUUGUCUUCUUCCAGCGCCGCAGCUUCCUGGAGUCCUGGCGGAACUGCCGGGAGCGUGGCGGGAACCUGGCCACGCUCAAGCGCCAUGAGGAGGCCGCCCAGGUGGCAGAGCUUCUGCAGGCCACGGGCCCAGGUACAGGGCAGCAGCGGCUCUUCUGGAUCGGGUUGCAGCGCCAGCCACGCCAGUGCUUCCCCCAGCGCCCACUGCGUGGUUUCACCUGGACCACCGGCGACCAAGACACGCUCUACACCAACUGGGCGCAGGCUGAGCCGGCUGGGGGCACCGCUUGCUCGGCCUCGCGCUGCGUUGUGCUGAGCUAUGGCCCGGCCACGCAGGAGAAUUUCCAGUGGCUGGAGGGUUCGUGCACCCUGCCCGUGGACGGCUUCUUGUGCCGCUUCAGCUUUGCCGGCAUGUGCCAUGGGCUGGCCACGGAGGAGACAGGGCCCGUGAGCUAUACGACGCCCUUCGGCCAGGUCAGCAGCACCCUGAGCCACAUCCCCUUCGGCACGGUGGCAUCCGUGGCCUGUGGCAGCGCAGCCCCAGUCUCGGUGCUGUGCAUGCAGCGGGACGACGGCUCCGUGGGCUGGUCCAAGGAGGAGCCCCUGUGUGGGGAGGAGCAGGGGGACUGGUGCGAGGGUGACAAUGGGGGCUGCCAGCAGCUGUGCGUGGACGAGGGUCCCAGCUACUCCUGCGAGUGUCACGCUGGCCACGCCUUGCUGCCCGACGGGCGCUCCUGUGCCCCAGCCGAUGGCUGCCAGAACCACCCCUGCCAGUUUGAGUGCGUGACUGGAGAGGACGGAGGGUACCGGUGCUUGUGCCCCGUGGGCUACAGGUUGGCCAGCGACGGGCACGCGUGCGAGGACACGGAUGAGUGUGCCACGGACCCAUGUGAGCAGCUGUGUGACAACUUCCCUGGCGGCUUCCAGUGCCGCUGCCAGCUGGGCUACGAGGACGACGGGGCCGGGGGCUGCGCCGACCUGGAUGAAUGCAGCUCCGCCCCGUGCGAGCACCAGUGCGAGAACACUGAGGGCUCCUACCUGUGCCUGUGCCACCUGGGCUUCAGCCCAGCCGAGGAGGCGCCGCAGCACUGUGUCGACAACGACGAGUGCCAGAUCCCUGGCGUCUGCCAGCAGAUGUGCGUCAACUACGUGGGCGGCUUCGAGUGCUACUGCACCGAGGGCUACGAGCUGGAGGCUGACGGCAUCAGCUGUGCCCCCCUGGCAGAGCCCCCCGCACUGGCCACCAGGCAGCAGACCUUCUACCCACACUUCAGGGACCAACAGGAGUGGGGGGCGGAGGUGCUGCAGGUUUUGGGGACGGAUGAGCCUUUCAGCCUGACCCAGGAGUUCCCCGACCCCAGCACUGGCCACUCAGCCCCUCGCCCCUCCACUAUCCCACCAGCAUCCACCACCAGCCCCCCAAUCCCUUCCACAACCACUGGUCCCCCAGACCCCACCACCAGCCCCCCAAUCUCUUCCACAACCACUGGUCCCCCAGACCCCACCACUGGCCCCCCCAUCCCCAGUAGCACCAUCCUGAUCCCUCCCACAUCCACUGCUCCCCCAGAGCCCACCAAUGCCCCCACAGUUCCUCACACCAGCCCCGCUAUCAGUCCCACAAUUGGCCCCCCAACCCCCAGCCCCAGCCCCCCAAGCUCCAAAUCUCCAAGGUCCCCUGGUGCUCCUGCCUCACCCUACAGUGGGGGGGAGGGGGACCCUGCGGCAGACAGGGCCAGGGCGCCGCUGCCCCCUUCAGAAGACCCCAGCACCUCUCCAGGUGGGGAGCGGGCACGGAGGAAGCGGGAUGACCGGUGGCUGCUGGUGGCACUGCUGGUGCCCCUCUGUGUCUUCCUGGUGAUCAUGAUGGCAUUGGGCAUCGUGUACUGCACCCGCUGCGGCGCCAGAGCCAAGAGCCGCAGCGUCACACAGUGCUACCGCUGGGUCACCAGUGCGGGCGGCAAGGGCCCCCCCCACCCCUCUGCAGGGGCCCACCUGACCACCUGCCGGACCAGCGUCUGAGACUGUGGGGGCCCAGAACACAAAGGAACCAGGACUCGCCCCCUCCUCAGCCGGGAGAUGACACCCCCUGGCUGGGAUGCCAGGACUGGCCUGCAACCCUCCCCAGCUGAGACCCUAGAGCCACCCCGUAGCCCCUGGCUGGGACAUGGAGGCCGACGCCCUGACUGGAGCAAGGGCCCUGCAGCCACCCUACCCCCUGGCUGGGACAUGGACCCCCAUUUAUUUCCCAACUCCCCAGCUGGAGCAUGGUCCCCCCACAACUGUCCUGCCUCCAUCAGCCUGGAAUUGCGCAGUGGCUGUCCUGGAGAUGGAAUCACCCUCACCCCAGGGCUGGCACUAGGACUAGGACAGGGCCCCACGAUCCAGGGCAGAGAUAUGGAUCCCCUACACGCUGCCUGGGACACGCCCCCCUCCCAUCUCCAGGGCUGGGUUCCUCCUUAUCUUGCUCCUUGGACUUCUGCUAAAUGGACACAGGAGCCGCCCCCACUGCUCCAGGGCCCCCUCUGAUAGUGGGGAACCUCUGAUGGGACCCAUUGCUACCCCCACCCCAGAAAAGCUUCGAGAAACUGACAGGGAUGGAGAAGUGCCCGCAGGACUUGAGAGACCUCUGGAAUUAGGGGUCACGGAGCCAAGAGGGGAGGGAAGUGGGGGCCUGGAGCUAGGGGAAGGGGGAGUCAUGGGAGGCUCAGGAUAGGGGUUGUGGGUGGUCUCAGGGAGAGAAUGUGGGGGGCCUCUGGGGGCGUGGAGGUUCAGGGGGCCUCCAGAUGCUGUUCCAUUCUUAACGUGUGUUGCUCUCACAAUAAAGGGGUGGAGCCCGCACUGCCUGCAGCUGGACAGCUUUACUGGGGUGGGGGCUGGGAGUCAGGACUCCUGGGUUCUGUUCCCAAACAGUUUUACUGAGAGGGAGGGAGUCAACCCCUGACUCCAUGAUGGAAACCUUGGAAUUGGCAUUGUGUGCGAAAUCUGUGGGGUCAUUGGCUACUGAGCCCCACACUCAGCCCCCUAGCCAUCCAGGACUCCUGAGUCGAUCCCAGCCCUGGGAGGGGAGUGGGGGCUGGUGGGUUAGAGUGCGGGGGAGGCCACUACUCAUGGGUCCCCCUGGGAGCAGGCAGGGAUGUUUGAAUCUGCUGUUGCCUCUGUAAUUAAAGCCCCUGGUGGCAGGAAGCUCCCUGUACCAACUCCGCUCUCCCCUGGGGCUUUCCCACCAAGUGAGCGAUGGUCCCCCAGAGUCUGUGUCCCACUGGGGUGGGCUGGGACAUGGCUCCCCCACUUAACCCUUCACUAAAGCCAGGAGCGUCCCACCCCCCUGUCCUGUGGUAAGCUGGGCUGUCUUCAGCUCUUACACUAAGCGGGGGCAGGUCUGUGGAUGAGAGACCUCCAGGAGGCUGUGAGAAGAGGUUGAGGCUCACUUCCCGCCCUAAAGGAUCCUGCAAUGAGCAGUUACCCAGUCGCUGCGCCUCACUCCAGAGGUGGCUGCAUCUCUGCGCUGGGUGAGGGAUCCCUGCCCCAUGCUCAGCCCCAGCAGUGGCUUCAUCUCAGUGCCAGGUGAGGCAUCCCUGCGUAAACAGCCCCCAAGCGCCACCCCAGAGGUGGCUGCAUC